AUGGACGACCCCUGGGCCGACGCGCCCCCCUCCCCAUCGCGCGGAACGACCCCCACGGCCCCAUCCACACCGACCUCACCGUCGCUCGUCCAGAGCAGCGCGAGCGUGACUUCGCCCCUGACGUCGCCCAAGGCCGCGGCCAGGUCGACGCCGUCGUCUCCACUCGUGCCCUCGUCCGCAACUGUUGGCAAUGAGGAGGACCCGGGUGAGGACGGGGACGAGGAGGCCACUGAGGAGGCGACCGAGGAGGCGGAACCGAAGGCCAACGGCCAGGACCACGAGGUCGAGGAGGUCGAAGAGCUCGCGCCCGCAGAGGAGGAUUCACAGGACGCAGAGCCAGUCCACGCCGAGAUUGUACCCGCCAUUGAGGAGGAGGUUGCUCGUGAGCCCAAGGCCGACGAGGACAGCAUGGAGCCUGCUGUAGAGCCUGCUGUCGAGACGGCCGGUGAGCCCGUCAUCGAGCCCGUCGUUGAACCUGCUGUCGAUCCCGUCGUUGAGCCCGUCAUCGAGCCCGUCAUCGAGCCCACGCCCGAAACCGAGCAGGCUGAAGCCGACACCCCCGAGUUUGCGACCCCAGAGGACACGACGCCCGCCGAGGAGGUUCCCGAGGCUACCCACGAGCCAGUGCCAGAGCCUGAGCAAGCGCAGGAGCACGACACAACAGCCGCAGAGGUCGCUGUAGCGCCCUCGGAGCGCGCUUUCUCGGACGACAUGGACUUUGAUGCCACCGAGGACGAGGAAGCGGACGAGGCGUUCACAUCUCCCUUCCCAGCGGCGUCUGGGUCCGCCCUCCCUGCCGAGACGGAGCGCGCCGUCGACGCCUUUGAUGAUGACGGGUUCGGCGGUGACGAUGGCUUUGGCGCGGCGCCGGCGGCUGGCGGGGACGACGGCUUUGGCGAUUUCGACAACUUUGACGCCGCAGGACCCAGCGGCGGCUUUGACGAUGACGACGGGUUUGGUGACUUUGGCGACUUUGCAGAGGGCGACGACGCGUUUGCGGCGGCGCCUGUGCAAGAGGAGGUUGUGGCGGGACCGUCUGUGCCCGCCGAGGAGCGAUGGGCUGCACUCGAGCUGCGUCCCGUUCCCCGUGGCCGCGAGCUGUUUGAACGACUCGCGACUGUGCUCGCGCCGAUUGUCCCGGACUCCGAGGCGUUCACGGAUGAAGAGCCACGGGCCGUUGGUGGCCUGUCACAGGUUCUCGCAACAGAGUCCAGCCGUGACGCAUACGCGCAGCUCACGACCGCACCAAUGCUCAAGCCGCUGGACUGGACGCGCAGUCGCGUGAGGAGGGACCACCUUAUCAGCAUGGGCGUCCCAGUCAACCUGGACGAGGUGGACUCUCACCGCCUCUCUGCUCUUCCCCCCUUGCGAAUCACCACCGGGCUCGCAAAUGCUCCUCCUCCCCGCGCCCAGUCUGCCGAUCCAGCAAAGGGCAAGGCGCGCGAGGACGUUGGUGGUAUGGGCUCUGCCCCAGCAUCGGCUGUCCCGAGCAGCAACUUCAACUCUGAGAAUGAGCGCAAGUACGGCUUGGGGCCGAGGCCAGGGCUCGACGUUGCGCGCGCAGAGGACCUGUGUGGUCUCGAAGAAGACCAGUUGGCACUGUACCCGCUCGCGCGGCUCGAGGCCCUCCACGCCGACCUUGUGCGACGUACGGCCGACGCGAGCGGCCUCCUUGCGUGGUUCUUGCAACUCAAGGAUGCGCAGACACACGACCAGGCGACAUAUAACGGCAUGAUCUCGGAACUCAUCGCCAACGCGGCAAAAGUCAAGCAGAGCAGUGGCGGUGGCGGUCUGUUCAGGCGACAGUCGACGCAGACACCAAAGCGUCCCAUGAGCCUCAGCGCGUCCACGACCCCGCGCAGGUCCGCCUCGCCAGCCGCAUUCUAA
This is a messenger RNA of Apiotrichum porosum, 1887 nucleotides long. RefSeq lists its product as uncharacterized. Lineage: Eukaryota; Fungi; Basidiomycota; Tremellomycetes; Trichosporonales; Trichosporonaceae. The coding region runs from base 1 to 1887 and encodes 628 amino acids. The transcript is spliced from 4 exons. The record is from RefSeq and is a predicted model, not a curated record.